AUGACUAUCACUAUUAAAGAAUUGACCAACCAUUCAUACAUCGAUCACGAACUGAGUGCAACGUUGGAUUCUACUGAAGCGUUUGAAGGGCCAGAGAAAUUAUUGGAAAUUUGGUUUUACCCAGAUCCUUGUGCAAUCCCAGAUAAAACAAAAACAUUAAGAUCGAUCCCUGUUCAAAUAUGGACCGAUAUCUUAAAGCUGGUUAAAUGUGAGGUGUUAUCCACGAAGUCUACGAAAUGCAUGGAUGCAUUUCUAUUAAGCGAAUCCUCCUUAUUUGUUUACGAUCAUAAAAUAACUAUGAAGACUUGUGGUACUACCACCACUUUAUUCUGUUUAGAAGAAGUCUUCAAACAAGUAGAAUCUUUGUUAAAUUGGAAAUGUAAUAUAGAUAAUGAUAAAUUUAGUCCAUAUAAAGUUUUUUACUCAAGACGUUCAUUUAUGUUCCCAUCAAAACAACGUUCUAUUCAUCGAAAUUGGAAUGAUGAAGUGGACUAUUUAAAUAAAUUCUUCACAAAUGGGAAAAGUUAUACAGUGGGGAGAAGUGAUCAAGGAACUCAUUGGAAUCUAUAUGUAACUGACACAAACAAGAGUUCUUUAGUAAACGAUGAUACCGAAUGUCAUGAAACUAAUAACUACGAAUAUGACAAUGAUGAGACCGUAGAGAUUCUAAUGACUGGUUUGAACCAUAAAUGUGCGGAUCAAUUUGUCUGUAACAGAGAAGUCAAAUCCGCUACAUCUUCCAUUGAUGAAAAGGAUAAUGAUGCAGACGAUGAGGGCCAUCUGUUGGGUUACAACAUGACUAAAAAGACAGGACUGGAUAAAAUAUACCAUGAAUCAAAAAAUUCUUGUUUCCAUCAUGAUGCGUUUGCAUUUUCUCCAUGUGGUUACUCUUCAAAUAUGAUCAUUGACGAGAAGUACUAUUAUACUUUACAUGUCACUCCUGAAAAGGGUUGGUCAUAUGCAUCUUUCGAAAGUAAUGUCCCAGUCAAUGCAGUCUCGGAUAAUAAACAGGAUAACGUCGAUGUUAUGCAAAAGAUUCUGAAGGUGUUCCAACCAACUGAAUUCUGUUUGACAUUUUUCUGUAAGGAUAUUCAAAACUCAAGAUCUUUCCAAAGAUUAAUUAGUGAUAUUGAUAUUGGACCAAAAUAUACAAAAAUAGACAAGAUAAUUUAUGAUUUAGAUGAUUAUCAAUUGUUGUAUCUUAGAUUUGAAAUGAAAAAUUCCGAAAAUAUAUGA
Molecule: messenger RNA, 1236 nt
Organism: Maudiozyma barnettii
Lineage: Eukaryota; Fungi; Ascomycota; Saccharomycetes; Saccharomycetales; Saccharomycetaceae
Gene: SPE2
Product: adenosylmethionine decarboxylase SPE2
Exons: 1
Coding region: 1-1236 (411 amino acids)
Biological process (GO): spermidine biosynthetic process; spermine biosynthetic process
Cellular component (GO): cytosol
Molecular function (GO): adenosylmethionine decarboxylase activity
Source: RefSeq, a predicted model, not a curated record